This is a messenger RNA of Oryza sativa Japonica Group (Japanese rice), 2996 nucleotides long. RefSeq names its product probable L-type lectin-domain containing receptor kinase S.5. The record is from RefSeq and is a predicted model, not a curated record. Gene Ontology annotation, molecular function: protein kinase activity; ATP binding; carbohydrate binding. Lineage: Eukaryota; Viridiplantae; Streptophyta; Magnoliopsida; Poales; Poaceae. Gene Ontology annotation, biological process: protein phosphorylation. Gene Ontology annotation, cellular component: plasma membrane.
AAUGUUACUCUAGUUCUCUAAAAUCACUUGUAUAGUCAUUUUUUUCAGAUUUAAAAAAGACGUGAAUAUUACGGAAUGAUCUAAUAUAUUCUCUAAAAUCACUUGUAUAGUCAUUUUCUUUUCAGAUUUUAAAAAAGAUAUGAAUAUUAGAAAAAUGACCGAAUAUCAAAUAAUUAGAAGAACUGGGGCUUCGAAACCAGGUCAUCUGGCCCACCACCAUGUGGAGCUAGGAGGAACACCCUAGACAUUUCUCUUCCCUUUGUAUGCAUAUACCUGUGUUGUGUCGUGUCGUUGUCAAUUAGCCUGCACACUGCACGUUGAGGAAUUUCCGAAUUUGCCGAGCAGCUUCGGUUAAUCACCGGUCGCCCAGGCAAGAUAUACCAACACACCAACUGUUCGACGACGACGACGCCGCAAGAUUUCCCACCGCGACCUCGCCGCCUUCCGCUCUCUCGCUCGCUCGCAUUGCACUCCGUCACGACGCCCCCACGCGGCCACGCGCCGGCGCGCGCAUGCAUGGCGUCCGCGUCGCCGCGCCACGUCGCGUCGUGCCUGUGCCUCCUCCUCCUCGUCACCGCCGCGGCCGCGCAGCGGCUGCCCGUGAAGAGCUACAGCUACGGCUCGUUCUACCGGGACGACCCGUCGGUGAGCUCGCUGCUGUUCCGCGGCGCCGCCGGCGUCAGCAACGGCGCGCUGCAGGUCACGCCGGACUCCCGCAACCUCAACAACUUCCUCUCCAACAAGUCCGGCUCCGUCCUGCUGCCGGAGCCGUUCACCCUGUGGCGCCGCCUCGACGCCGCCGCCGCCGCAGCCGGCAAUGGCAGUAGUACUAGUACCCGCGUGGUGUCGUUCAACACCACGUUCUCCAUGAACGUGUACUACGACAACGAGAGCCGCCCCGGCGAGGGGCUCGCCUUCGUCGUCGCGCCGACCGCCGACGGGCCGCCUCCGGGAAGCCACGGCGGCUUCCUCGGCCUCACCAACGCGACGCUUGAGGCCACCCCGGCCACGAACCGGUUCGUGGCCGUCGAGUUCGACACGUUCAAGGAGCCCGGCGGCUACGACCCCGACGACAACCACGUCGGCCUCGACGUCGGCACCGUCGCGUCGAACAAGACGGCGAGCCUCGCCGGCUUCAACAUCACCAUCGCGACGAACAAGACGGCGCCGGCGAACUACACCGCCUGGAUCGAGUACGACGGCGCGGCGCGGCGCAUCGCCGUGUACAUGGGCGUGAGGGGCGCCCCGAGGCCGGCCACCCCGGUCCUCGCCUCGCCAUUGGACCUCAGCGAGCUCGUCCCGGAGCGAGCCUACCUCGGCUUCACGGCGUCCACCGGCGUCAGCUUCGAGCUCAACUGCAUCCUCGACUGGAACCUCACGAUCGAGACGUUCCCGGCCGACAAGAAGAGCAAAGGGUGGGUCGUCCCCGUCGCCGUCGCCGUCCCCGUCGCCGCCAUCGCCGCCGCGGCCUUCGUCGUGGCGAGGAUGGCGCGCGCGAGGAGAUCCAUGGAGCGGAGGAGGCAGGAGCGGCUGGAGCACACGCUGACCAACCUCCCCGGGAUGCCCAAGGAGUUCGCGUUCGAGAAGCUGAGGAAGGCGACCAAGAACUUCGACGAGCGGCUCCGGCUGGGGAAGGGAGGGUACGGCAUGGUGUACAAGGGCGUCCUCCCCGCCGCCGCCGUCGACGACGACGACGGCCGGCCGCCGGCGGCGACGGAGGUGGCCGUGAAGAUGUUCACCCGGGAUGACGCCAAGUGCGUCGAUGACUUCCUCAAGGAGGUCCAGAUCAUCCACCGGCUGCGACACCGAAACAUCGUGCCUCUCGUCGGUUGGUGCCACAAGAAAGGGCAGCUGCUGCUGGUGUACGAGUACAUGCCCAACGGCAGCCUGGACCAGCACAUUUUCCGGCGAGGCGCCGUCCACGAGCAGCGGCCGGCGCUGAGCUGGGAGAGCCGCCGCGACAUCGUCGCCGACGUCGCCGCCGGCCUGCACUACGUCCACCACGAGUACGGCCCCAUGGUGCUCCACCGCGACAUCAAGGCCAGCAACGUCCUCCUCGACGCCUCCUUCCGCGCGAGGCUCGGCGACUUCGGCCUCGCCCGCGUCCUCGACCUCGACCGCAGCUCCUUCACCGACCUCGGCGUCGCCGGCACGCGCGGCUACAUCGCGCCGGAGUACUCCGUCGGCCACAAGGCGACGCGCCAGACCGACGUGUUCGCGUUCGGCGUGCUCGUGCUCGAGGUCGUCACCGGCCGGCACGCGCUGCUCGGCGACCCGGCGUGCCCGAUGCUGUCGGACUGGGUGUGGCGGAUGCACGGCCGCGGCGCGCUGCUCGGGGCUGUGGACCAGAGCCUCGGCACCGACGGGUUCGACGCCGGCGAGGCCACGCGGCUGCUGCUGCUCGGGCUGGCGUGCAGCCACCCCAACCCCGGCGACCGCCCCACCAUGCCGGAGGUGCUGCAGAUCCUGUCCGGGUCGGCGCCGCCGCCCGAGGUGCCGCAGCUCAAGCCGUCGUUCGUGUGGCCGCCGGAUGGCGGCGCCAGCGCGCACUACGACCUGAUCGACAUCGGCGCCCUCGCGAGCGGCAGCCUCGCCGCCGGCGGGAGCAGCGCCGCCGCCGCCGCCACCGCCGCCGACGACGACUCGGCGCGCGCCACGCGGGACACCGCCUCCGCCGGGUUGCGGCCGCCGAACAGCACCGGCGAUUUCUUCCCCGCGCUCUCCUCCGGCCGCUGAUGACGUCAUGAUGAUCACACGUGUCCAUGAAUUUAGAAAUUUGGACCGCCUUGGCAAUGCAUUUUGUCGCCAACUCGCCAUUGUAAAAGCAACUUAUAAAUAAAGUAAUACAAGUAGAAUGCUUUUUUUCCCAUAGUUUUUGUGUGUUGUAACAUAAAAUGUAGAUAGAUAUUAAGAUUGAUUUUUCUUGUUCUGAAAUUUUUCUGUUGUAUCAUACAUUCAUACUAGUUAGUAUAGUGACCAACCAAAAGUUUUUCUUA